This is a messenger RNA of Macadamia integrifolia, 1910 nucleotides long. Its product is annotated as protein NRT1/ PTR FAMILY 2.7-like. NCBI's taxonomy places the organism in Eukaryota, Viridiplantae, Streptophyta, Magnoliopsida, Proteales, Proteaceae. Gene Ontology annotation, biological process: transmembrane transport. The transcript has 4 exons. The record is from RefSeq and is a predicted model, not a curated record. Bases 83 to 1834 code for a protein of 583 amino acids. Gene Ontology annotation, cellular component: plasma membrane. Gene Ontology annotation, molecular function: transmembrane transporter activity.
CAUCAUUCACCUUUACAUGUACUUACCUUCAAAAGCCUACUUUCCCCUGUAGAUCACUCUCAUCUUGGCUGAGGAAAAAAAAAUGGCAGGCACUGACCCUCAACACCAUUUCCAUGACGAACUUUCCCAUGCAGAGACCCAAACAACCAGUAUUGAUCCCAAACGAGGGGGUUGGAUUACCUUCCCCUUCAUCACAGUUGGGGUGAUGGGUCUGACGUUGGCGUCUGCGGGAUGGACAUCAAACCUUAUCGUCUAUCUGAUCGAAGAGUUCAACGUGAAGAGUGUCAAUGCCACCCAGAUCGCCAACAUCGUCUACGGUUGCACCAGUCUCUUCCCCGUUGCCGGUGCCAUCCUCGCCGACUCCAUAUUCGGCUGCUUCUCCAUCGUCACCUUCUCUUCUAUUAUCUCUUUUCUGGGUAUAAUUUUGUUAACCUUAACGGCGAUGCUACACUCCCUUAGUCCUUCACAGGGUGAAAUGCCGUCAAGGCUUCAACUGGGGGUUCUAUAUAGUGCCUUAACACUGGGGUCGAUAGGGCUCGGGGGCACUCGCUUCACCAUAGCAACGAUGGGUGCGGAUCAAUUGGACAAGCCAAAGGAUCAGCGGGUGUUCUUCAACUGGUACUCCUUCACUCUCUACUUCGCUUUCGUCAUCAGCUCCACGGUCAUCGUCUACGUAGAGGACAACGUUGGAUGGGGUUGGGGGUUUGGGUUAUGUGCCGGCACUAACGCCGUUGGCUUGGCCGUUUUCAUGGCCGGGAAACGAUAUUAUCGUAGUGUGAAACCAAAGGGGAGCCCUUUUAUAAGCUUGGCUAGGGUUGUGGUCGCAACCAUUCGAAAAUGGAAGAUAGAGUUGGUAUCUUCUUCCCAAACCCAAAGUUUGCAGAAUUCUUAUUACUAUGGCACCAGUGAGGUUGCAAAUUUGCCCUCUUCACCUCCUACUUCAAGCUUCAGAUUCCUGAACCGUGCAGCUCUAAAAACUGAAGGGGACACCAGACCGGACGGCUCAAUCACAAAGUCAUGGAGGCUAUGCACAGUGGAGCAAGUCGAAGACCUCAAAACCCUACUCCGACUCUUCCCUCUCUGGUCCACCAGCAUCUUCUUGAGCACCCCAAUUGGAAUCCAGAGCAGCCUCACUAUUCUCCAAGCCCUCACCAUGGAUCGCCACCUUGGGCCCCACUUCCAAAUCCCUGCUGGCUCCUUAUCCGUCUUCACUCUCCUAUCCACGUCUAUCUCCGUCUCUAUCAUCGACCGUUUCCUCCCUUCAAUGUGGCGUAAGCUUACUGGUCAUUCAUGGACCCCACUUCAACAAAUAGGGAUUGGCCACAUCCUCAACAUCAUGGCCAUGGCAGGGUCUGCCCUCGUGGAGUCGAAGCGGCUCCACAUCAUCCGGUCCCACCAACUCCAGAACACGUUAUCCGUCCUUCCGAUGUCAGCAUUUUUGUUGGCAGUGCCACUUGUCAUCCACGGUGCCGGUGAAGCCUUACAAUUCACAGGACAGUUGUCUUUAUACUAUCAAGAAUUUCCGGUGCCGAUGAGAAGCACGGCGACGGCUAUGAUUGCACUGAUCAUUGGCAUCGGCUUCUAUAUGAGCACGGCGAUGACCGAUUGGGUACGAAGGAUCACCGGUUGGUUACCGGAUAAUAUAAACCAAGGGAGGAUGGAUUGCGUGUACUGGAUGUUGGUGGUGAUAGGAGUGGCCAAUUUCAGUUAUUACCUAAUGUGCGCCAGGUUGUACAAGUACCUACAUGUUGACGAGAGAGACACCACGAAUUCCAACUCAGAGACCAAGAUUAAUAGAUUGAACGGUUCAGAUCGUAUUGGGGGGGUGAGUUGACCUAAGCUUUGUAUCAAAAUUGGUAAUAAUUGAAAAUAGACGAAGGCUUUGGAAUUGGUAGAUUUCAAGUGGCAAG